AUUGCAUAAUUUGGUACUCUUCUUUCUUCAAUUUAUAAUAAGAUCAAUCAUUUAUGAUUUGUUAGAAUAGAGGUUUUGGGCUGCUGGAGGCGGGAGAGAAUGGGGGGUUGGAAUGAAUUCAGAUGGAGGUUCGUAGGAUGGGUGAGUCAACGGUGGUGCUGAAUAGGGAGAUUGAAGGUAGGGCCGUGCUUGGAAUCACUGAUAACCUGGGAGGAGAGCUUGGUGUGCUGGAAAAGAGGGGGUGGUGCAAGCAAGGACUAAGCCUUGGAAAAGGAUGGCUAGCGGUCAAAGGAGUAGUGAGGAAUAUAGUCAUGCUCGCUGUGCUGGGGGUAAACAACAUGGAUCCGCUCCUGUGGGGGGAACUCCAGAUAAGAAGAGCAAAAGUGGAGGAGGUAUGGAACAGAAUUUGGCCGGAGUGGGAAUGGAUAAUAUGCCACCCUCCCAAAUUCUUUUUUAUCUUAGACUUUUGAAUUGAAACCUAUUAAUAGUAUCAGGUUCCUAGGAUUUUGCUGAAACUACUUGCUAGAUGUUUAGAUUCAUUUUAGAAUAAGAAAUGUUGGCAAAGUGUUAGGUGGGAUUGGUAACGGUGAUAUCUUGCUCCAUUUUCCCUUACUAUUAAUCUUGUAAUCUCUGAUAUUUUAUAAAUGAAAAUUUUCUUC
Molecule: messenger RNA, 659 nt
Organism: Rubroshorea leprosula
Lineage: Eukaryota; Viridiplantae; Streptophyta; Magnoliopsida; Malvales; Dipterocarpaceae
Source: the annotation of a GenBank genome assembly